Molecule: messenger RNA, 1119 nt
Organism: Vicugna pacos (alpaca)
Lineage: Eukaryota; Metazoa; Chordata; Mammalia; Artiodactyla; Camelidae
Gene: LSM5
Product: LSM5 homolog, U6 small nuclear RNA and mRNA degradation associated
Biological process (GO): mRNA splicing, via spliceosome
Cellular component (GO): U6 snRNP; U4/U6 x U5 tri-snRNP complex; Lsm1-7-Pat1 complex
Molecular function (GO): RNA binding
Source: RefSeq, a predicted model, not a curated record
AAGCGGAAGCGCGCUCUUUCAAACUCGCCGUCCCAUCGUCGAUAGACUCAGGCCACUUCCGGCGUAGCCAUGGCGGCUAACGCUACCACUAACCCGUCGCAGCUUCUCCCUCUAGAACUUGUGGACAAGUGUAUAGGAUCAAGAAUUCACAUUGUGAUGAAGAGUGAUAAGGAGAUUGUUGGCACACUUCUGGGAUUUGAUGACUUUGUCAAUAUGGUGCUGGAAGAUGUCACAGAAUUCGAAAUCACACCAGAAGGAAGAAGAAUUACUAAAUUAGAUCAAAUUUUGCUAAAUGGAAAUAAUAUAACAAUGCUAGUUCCUGGAGGAGAAGGACCCGAAGUAUGAAUGGAUUUCCUUGACUUACACUAGAUUCUGUUUUGUUUUAUAAUGACAGCAAAAUAGAAUUUCUUUUUAACCUUUUAAUGUUUGGAUUCUGUGAAGCCAAGCUUCCCGUUAAAGGGAAAUGCUUUGAAGAUGCAUUGUAAAUGCCCAUUUUUGUAAGUUAGUUAUGAUUAUCUUGGGAAAAAAAGUUUGUUCUUUGAAGACAAAAAUAAAGGUGUUUUUGGCUUACUAUCAUUGUAUUUAGUAUACUGAAAUAGCCAGUGGAACAAAGCUUGCAGUUAUUUUGUCAAUUGCUUUCCUGUCAAUUUUUGCUUAUUUGCUUUCACAUUUACAUGACCAUUUGAUUCUCAAACAAAAAUUGAUCCAAAAAAGAUGAUGAGGUUUGAUUUUUUUGCAUUUAAAAAACCUGAAAUGAUUACUUACAAAAUUCAAACUCUGAUGCUUUGAAAUGAGGAUUUUUCUACUGAACUCAAGUUCCAUUAACUCCUGUUAAAAACAAACAAGCAAAGUACACAGAUAAUAUAUGCACAUUGUAGAAAUGCAGAUAAAGUAAAAAGGAGAAUAGUAAUCACACUUUGCUGUGUAUCCUCUUAGGCUUUCUCAGUAUACUCUCAGUACACAUUUUAUUUUUACAAAAACAUGCUUUCCUGAAUAUACUGUUUUGUAGCCUCCCUGUAAGACUUUUAAAAUUUAUAUGGUGGGCAUCUUUCCAUGUCAGAUAUUUCAGUAACAUUAAUGUGUGCAUAAUAUUUCAUUAAAUGGGUUUACUAUAACUUA